AUGCUGUUCAACCAAGUCACCGCCAUCCUCGGCUUCGCCGUCAGCUUCGCCUCGGCCGUCAACAUCAAGUUCUACGCCGGCUCGCGGAGCUGCUCGGGCUCCUAUGUUGUUUGUAGCGACAUCGCCGCCAACAGGUGUUGCUGGGCCAGCACCAACUUCGGAAGCAUCCGCUUCGACGGCGGGUCGGGCACCAGAAACCUCCGCGGCUUCGUCAACGGCUGCGACAACAUCAUCAUCAGUCAGAAUGCCGGUUUGCCGUUCUGCAUGUCGCGUGGCGACGGCGGCAGCCUGAACGGCGGUGUGUGGCGCGCCGCGUCGCUGCUCAGGCGCGGGCCGGAGGAGGAGAGCUGCCCCGCCAGCCAGGGAGGCUGCAAGGAGACGGCCAAGCCCGACAAGGUGGUCCUCGCCGAUGGGGCCGAGUACGACGUCAAGGAUUUGGAUGAUGCCAACGUCGAUCUCACCCUCAGCGAGGCCGUUGCCGCCGCCAAGGACGUCCCAGAGGAGUUCCAGGCCUUGCGUAUCGCUUCUUAG
This is a messenger RNA of Pyricularia pennisetigena, 531 nucleotides long. RefSeq lists its product as uncharacterized. Bases 1 to 531 code for a protein of 176 amino acids. The transcript has 2 exons. Lineage: Eukaryota; Fungi; Ascomycota; Sordariomycetes; Magnaporthales; Pyriculariaceae. The record is from RefSeq and is a predicted model, not a curated record.